GUGCUUCCGAUCAUAAUUUUCUGUUUGCAAAGGCUGAACAACUUCUGGAAAAACGAAUCAAAGAUGGAGAGCCACUGGCAUAUUUUCUCAAAGGGCAACUUUAUUUUGAAGAGAAACGGUAUGAAGAUGCAUUAUUGUAUUUUGAACAAAACACGGAUUUUCAGUCCAUGUAUCAGUUGGGUGUAAUGUACUACGAUGGAUUGGGAACUCCUCCAAAUGCUAAGAAAGGAGUUGAAUAUAUGAGGAAGAUUCUCGACUCUGACUCCCCUAAAGCAAGACAUUUAAAAUUUGCUGCUGCAUACAACCUUGGCCGAGCUUACUACGAAGGACGUGGGACUCAAUUUUCUGAAGAAGAAGCUGAAAGAUUAUGGUUUAUUGCUGCAGAUCAUGGGAACCCAAAAGCAAGUGUAAAGGCUCAGAGUACACUUGGAAUGUUGUAUUCAGCAAAUGCUAAGGAUCUUAAAAAGGCAUUCUUUUGGCACUCAGAAGCUUGUGGGAAUGGAAGCUUGGAAUCUCAAGGCAUCCUUGGGAUUAUGUAUCUUCACGGACAUGGCGUACGUCAUAACUUGAAGGCUGCUUUGGAGUGCCUCAAUCAGGCAUCAGAUCGAGGAAAUGUCUAUGCUAAAGGCCAUUUGGUGGAGUAUUAUUACAAAAGAAAAUGUUUUAUAAAAGCGGCCGAGUUUGCCAAAAGAGUAACCGAAAACGACAAUGUUGAAAAGAUAGCAGAGGAAACAGAUUGUCUUCCUUUUUACAUAAGCAGAGGACUUGCAAUGGCUUCUUUCUACUUGGCCAGAUGCCUCCAGCUUGGCCGAGGAACCCAACAAGAUUUAACAGCUGCUAACAAAUAUUAUUCUAAGGCAUGUCGAUUGGAUCCUGCUUUAGCUUCUGAUCUUGAGUUGACUGCAAAUCAUGGGAGAAUUUAGAAUAUUAUUUCGCUGAAUCUAAACAACAUGUUUCUUCCAGGUUCUGAUUAAUGUGAAGAAACUUUUGUCUUCCUUAUUCUACAUUCAGAGUAAUGCAUAUAAAUUUCGUUCAGUAAAGUUAUACCAUUACUUUGUAAAGUUAUUCUUCAGUUCUGUUAAUAUAAUAAAAAUUGAUUGAUGAUCA
Messenger RNA from Thamnophis sirtalis, 1107 nucleotides. The record is from RefSeq and is a predicted model, not a curated record. NCBI's taxonomy places the organism in Eukaryota, Metazoa, Chordata, Lepidosauria, Squamata, Natricidae.